This is a messenger RNA of Sphaeroforma arctica JP610, 1774 nucleotides long. RefSeq lists its product as hypothetical. Bases 479 to 1774 code for a protein of 431 amino acids. Gene Ontology annotation, cellular component: cytoplasm. The transcript has 12 exons. Gene Ontology annotation, molecular function: URM1 activating enzyme activity; thiosulfate-cyanide sulfurtransferase activity; nucleotidyltransferase activity. The record is from RefSeq and is a predicted model, not a curated record. NCBI's taxonomy places the organism in Eukaryota, Ichthyosporea, Ichthyophonida.
UUGGUUCUUUAUAAAUAUAUGCAUAUAAAUAGGUAUUCAUGUAUUCACAACUUCACAUACUCUUGUACAAAUAUACUAGCUUGAAUCCCGGAUAAACACUGCAUGGGUGCGUGCCAAGUGGGAUAUUAGCUAAGUAGGGAAGCUGUGCAUCGUAAUAUUAGAGAAGUAUCUGCUACAGGUGACAAUAAUUUGACACAGUAAACCACAAUACACACGAACACUCCAUAGGUGCCUGUGAAGGAGGUCGUCGGACACAUACCCGUUUAGUACAAGAUAUUAUCAACGCUAUAUCAGAGACUAUCCUGCAACGUUUAGCAAACUCGACAUAUAGUCAAACAAAUAAACAAGUUUUCUGCUUACCACAAGCACACACAUUGAGUACGAGGGCUCGCAUCGCUAACUUCGGAGAAAACCCUAUCACAGGUUAUAACACACUUGACUCGAGUCCAAACGCAAUACACAAGGUCUCAUCACAAUCAUGUCACCAGCUACGACCAAAGCAGUAAAGACUCUUGAGUCCGCUGAUACCAGUAGAUACGGUCGCCAACUAGUUUUACCGGAGAUUGGCCCCACAGGGCAGCGGAAUUUACUCAAUUCGUCAGUGCUCAUUGUUGGUGCCGGUGGGCUGGGUUCUCCUAUUGCGCUUUACCUGGCCGGUGUUGGUAUUGGGCGCAUGGGGAUUAUGGACGACGAUGUGGUGGAGCUGAGCAAUCUGCAGCGCCAGGUGAUACAUUCCAUGGAGCGGUUGGGCAUGCCCAAAACCGACUCAGCUGUUAAGUCCUGCAGGCUAUUGAAUGAUCGUAUUCGGUGCGAUGGUAUGAACGAGCGGUUGACGGCGACGAAUGCGAUGGCUAUUAUAUCUGAUUAUGACAUUAUAGUGGACGCGACUGACAGUGUGGACACGCGGUAUCUGCUGAACGACGCCUGCGUGCUGCUGAGCAAGCCCUUGGUGGCGGCUAGUGCCGUCAGACUGGAUGGUCAGAUAUCUACCUACAAUCACCAAGGGUCUCCAUGUUAUCGUUGUGUCUUCCCCAACGCUCCCGUAGCCGACGCCGUCACGUCCUGUGCGGAAUCCGGUGUAUUGGGAGUGGUUCCUGGCAUCAUUGGAUGUCUACAAGCGUUGGAGGUGACGAAGAUAGCAGCAGGCUUGCCAGCGUCCUAUACCGGUAAGCUAGUGCUCUUCGAUGCAAUGUCCGCGUCGUUUCAAAACAUUAAGAUAUCGAAGUCGGAGGCUUGUAUAGGAUUCGCAUGUGUGCCGAGGGACGGGCCGAGACGAUCAUAUAGUGGAGUGCAGCUUUCAACAUGUGGACCUGAGGCCACUCUACGCGAAUUGAUUGACACGGAUUCUUCGUGUGCAAGAACACCUCUUGCGACACAUGUCCUUGACCCAUCCCAGCGUCUGUCAUGCCAGGAAUACGCCGAUCUGAAAAGCGUAGGCGAGAGCGAUGAUGUCAUCCUUAUCGACACCCGACCCCCAAUUGAGUUCGAGAUUUGUGCGCUGCCAGACGCAAUAAGCUUCAUGCUGAACUCGCCUUCACUCUCCGUAAGAACCACAUCACAAAGUCCUCCCGGAGACGAGGGCCUCCUUCUUCCUACAGUCUUCCCAAUCGCACCCACGCUUGCAGCCCCACUAGCAUUAGUCCUUCCCGCUGCGUUCGCACCAGUCAGUCCGCCAUUUAGGAACGUGUGCUUUUCCGAGAUAGGCUUCCAGUUGCUAGACGCUGGCCCAGGCGCUUCCAGAGUACCAAAUACCAACGACGGUGCUAUGACAUGA